UCAGCUCGAUCCACAGAGCACAGCUUGAAAUGGGCUCUGGUGCCUCCGCAGGCCAAUGCCCCGCUGCGGCUGCCGGUCAGUGCGUUUUUGGCUCUUUUUCUGCAGACAUGGCCUGUGGCGUGCCUGAUGCUCCCCCCUUGCUGUGGCCAUGCCUCCUGCUCCCCAUGGUUAAGGGCAUGGCCGCCGGGCACCAGCAGGCCCUGGCAGCCCAGGCCGAGCAACGGCGCAUACGAGGAGGCCGCUGAAGGCAUGCGCGGGCUGCCCCUCAGUCGGACGACACUGAAGGCUCGCUAUGACGCCGGCGAGCUUGUGUCUCCAACCGCGUGGGCCAAGCGCCAGCCCAUCUUGAUCCUGCCGCUGGGCUACAACCCGCGGAAGCGCGCGGCGCCCGAGCCCGAGCCCGCGCCGACAAAGAAACGCCCACCAUCUGUGGCAGCGAGCCCAGCGGCGCCGGCACCGGCCGAGACAGCAAAAUUCCUACGCAUGCUCAAGACCCGCGAACAGAUCCGCCUGGCGAAGGCCGCUGGCGCACCGUGGCCGUGGUCCGACGACGACGUCCUGAAUCGAUAUAAAUUCACGAACGUAAAGCGCGAGCAUGAUCGCACGACGGCGUGGCUCCGCGCCCACUGGACCGCGAAGCACGGUAACGCCGACGCCGCGACCGUGUUGUUCAAUUGCGGUGUUUUUCGCGUGUUUGGGACGGUGGCGUUCGCGGAACAAACGGGCUGGACGGCGGACAUGAGCGCUUGGAACGCUUUCCUGGAACGAUGCAAUGCCGUCGCGUGCUGGAACGCCGGCAAUCACGCCUUCACGAGCGCCUACAACCGGGUCCGUUUCAACGCUGAGCGGUCGCGUUUACCUCUCGACGUUUAUGACAAGGAACUGUCGACGCUGGAAGGGUUGCGACUCGCCGUCGAUGAUAUUGUCGCCGCGCCGGCCGGCGGCCGCCUGUCGUGGCGGGCGGUCUGCACGCGGCUUCGACGAGUCAGUGGCUUCGGCGGCUCGGGCUUUAUGGCGAAGGAGGUGCUCCUCGAUGCCAUGGGCUGGCCGUCGGUGCGGGCCUUAGUCCGCGACGAGGGCGACUGGACGCCGCCGGGGCCCGGCGCGCGGCGGGGCCUGAACCGGCUCCACGGGCGCGCGCUCAAUUUUGACGGAGGUGAGGCGCGCUUCAUAACGGAGAUGCGGCUCCUCCUGCGAACGCUCCUGAGCCUGGACCCGGAGUUCUGCAAGGGCGUCUCUCUAGAUAUCCACGACGUCCAGUUCCAGCUCUGCGAGUACGACAAGUAUUGCCGCGUCGGCGACGGCGGCCACGUCCAUCCGUACCGGCCCCACGUUUCCAUGAACAUUCCUGAUCUCCCCGCACGCCCCCACCCCCACCGCGCACUACUCAUAUGA
Molecule: messenger RNA, 1395 nt
Organism: Pelagomonas calceolata
Lineage: Eukaryota; Pelagophyceae; Pelagomonadales; Pelagomonadaceae
Source: the annotation of a GenBank genome assembly